Messenger RNA from Encephalitozoon hellem ATCC 50504, 303 nucleotides. Its product is annotated as putative tRNA-intron endonuclease. Gene Ontology annotation, biological process: tRNA-type intron splice site recognition and cleavage; tRNA splicing, via endonucleolytic cleavage and ligation. Gene Ontology annotation, molecular function: nucleic acid binding; tRNA-intron lyase activity. The transcript has a single exon. NCBI's taxonomy places the organism in Eukaryota, Fungi, Microsporidia, Unikaryonidae. The coding region runs from base 1 to 303 and encodes 100 amino acids. The record is from RefSeq and is a predicted model, not a curated record. Gene Ontology annotation, cellular component: tRNA-intron endonuclease complex.
AUGAAAACCCAUCAAGAGAAAAGAGAGGUUCUGAAGAGGAUGUUUGAGGAGGAAGGGUUUGUGGUGGGGGAUGGGCUGAAGUAUGGAGUCGAUCUUCUGUUGUACACGGACAAGCCAUCCCGAGUUCAUUCGAAGUACGGUAUUCUCAUAGAUAGGAGGCACAGCUUCUUGGACAUUGUCGGGGCACAAAGAACAUGCACCUCUGUCAACAAGACACUGGUUGUGGUGUUUUUUGAAGGAUGUAAAGUUCGGAUGAUGAGUGUCGAGAGAAUGGAGCUGGGAGUGGAAAGGAAUGAACUGUGA